Molecule: messenger RNA, 1714 nt
Organism: Amoebophrya sp. A25
Lineage: Eukaryota; Dinophyceae; Syndiniales; Amoebophryaceae
Source: the annotation of a GenBank genome assembly
AUGUUAGCCUUGAAGGCGUUAGCCGAGCAGUUUGCAGAGCCGCACUUAACUCCGGACGAAAGCGGUCUCAGCCGAUUUCCGCAAAGUCGUGUCAACCGGAAUCUCCAUGUCGAUGCUUCCUCAACCGGAAUCGUCAUCUCUCGGCUAUUAAGCACAAAUACGAUCCGGAAGCCACCGUCUACAGGCAGGACAUCUUUUCUCCUCUCGGGAUCUCAGCUUGUCCGAGGCCUAGGCACACUGACGCAGGCUUUUGCGAAAACCGAGGCAGACUGUGUCGAUAUGUGUCUGGGGAAAGAGCAGGAGGGGCAACCCGCUUGUCGUCGUUGUGAUGGCAUCUUGGCAAGAGCGGAGAUGAUUAAGGCUACUCCGAGAGCAUCCUCAGAGAUCAGCGUCAUCCUUGACUUCUUUCUCAACGGGAAAAAGAAGCGUCCAAGGAUAUAGCAUUCUUCAAGCAAGAUGCGACGCGGUAUGUACUUACUCUAAGAUGAAGCUUGGUCCUGGCGACCCAGAACCAGAAGCCAUCGAUCGCGGCCUCACUCCAGCAGAGCCUGUUGCAGAGCCUGUUGCAGCAGAGGAGACGAUGAAGGCAGAGAGCUUGGCGUUGGCUGCGGAUGAAGAGCUUCAGGAUCCGACGCUCUCCGAAGCGGACCGCGCAGCUUUGUUGAAGGAGCAUGCACGGGACAACGAGCCGGCGGCGCCGCGAGAAGACGGCAUACGGCAGGACCGGCCUUCCGAGUGGCAGUGUGCGGCGGGGAAGUAUUUGGAGCGAGGGCCUUUUCGGCGCUUUGCGUGGAACGACCCUGCUGUCGCGAUCGCAACGAAGGGUGAAGUACGUUGCAGCUCCAUCGGGCGGCAUAACUUGCCCGGCGACUGUGCGAUUAUGGAGCGCGGGUUGGCGGAGCGCGUCUGCAUCGCGACGCCCGGUUGUGAUGGCAUUACAGGCCAACAGGGAUUAAGGCUUGAGGAAAUCCAUCUUCCCCAGUAUCUUGGCAUUCCUCUCUGUGAAAGGAACAAAAGAGGCACGAAGAUGCUCACCAAGAUGGAUUUCUGCAAUGUCUAAAGGGAGUGUGGUACCUACGGGACGGCAAGGGUCCGAUCCGCGAUGCGCUUGGAUGGGCAGUGUGCAAAGCGCCAGAAAAUAGGCCAAAAGCGGAACUACCUAUAAUUGUGGGACCAGAUGCAAUGCCGAUCGAGAGCGGAGUCGGACUUUUAGGAAUGGUUGUCGCUUGGUACUCUAGCAGAGCGGAGGCAGAAAUGGAACCUCGUAAAAGCAUCAAGCGUAAAACUAAAAGGCACCACUGCAUUAGAAAUGAUUGCGACUCUCAUGCUUUUUGGUCAUGAAAUUCACGGUCGUAAGUGCAAGCUGGCUUUAUAUAUUCAACCACGCGCUACAUGACGAGACAUCUUCGUAGAGUUCCUUGUCUUCGUUUUUUCUUGUCGUUGUCAUAGAUGACCUUGAUGUUUUAUAGCACGAUACCAAAGAAGUAAGCACGGUUUUUUUCAGUCAUUCAGGAGGAUUCGCAUUCGUUUUGUCUUCGCGGUGCGCCUACACGUAACUGGGUACUCUAUGGCUUGUUCGUUCGUUUGUUUUUUUUGGAUUUAUCGUCUUUUCACCCACCUCGAUGAUAGGUACAGGCUUCGUGACAAAGUAACCAAUUUCUCGAUAUCGUUUGCUAAGUAAAAGUGCGUACGUUACUCGACUUUAUGCUCAUAC